AUGCGCUCUAAAAUACUUGAUGAUGCCGAACUCGAACGACUACGACGUGAGGCUACUCCCUCAUCAAAUGAAUCGGCUAUGGCUGGGGAUGCGGCCCCUCAGGUGGCAGACCAGCAUCCACACAUGGAAGCCGCCAUGGAUUUUCCAGUUGUGGUUGAUUCGGACGAUGAUGAAAUAGUCUCCCACGAACUAGAGCAAAUGAGGAGCGUAUUGAAAGAGGCGAUUUUAGAAAUACACAGCAUGCCUCUCGAAAAUCGACCGCGACUUCCCCGCGUACCCCUAAGCAAGCGAAAUGAAAGUGAGGGCUCUUAA
Parnassius apollo (apollo) is the source of this 312-nucleotide messenger RNA. Lineage: Eukaryota; Metazoa; Arthropoda; Insecta; Lepidoptera; Papilionidae. The record is from the annotation of a GenBank genome assembly.